ACUCGCAAGGGAGAGCUGGUCGUGUGGAACCUACACACGGGACGGCCGGUCCGUCAGAUCCAGAUCAACGCCACUCUGGAGGGUGGCAACCCGGCUCUACUGCCUCCACACACUGGCGUGGUCCACUGCAUCCGGUUGUCUUCAGACGGCCAGUAUCUGGUCACCGGAGCACAGGACCAGUUGGUGCGCGUGUGGACGAUGCCCGACGAGCGUCUGUUGCACACUCUUGAGGGACACGCGGAUGAUGUGAGUCUCGAGGUUCCUCUUUACGACUCUCCUUUUAGGGCCGCUCAUAGGCAUCGGACUGUAGAAAUAAGGUUGAAACAACACUUCAGUAGGGCAGGAUAA
Protopolystoma xenopodis is the source of this 348-nucleotide messenger RNA. The record is from the annotation of a GenBank genome assembly. NCBI's taxonomy places the organism in Eukaryota, Metazoa, Platyhelminthes, Monogenea, Polystomatidea, Polystomatidae.